Molecule: messenger RNA, 789 nt
Organism: Verticillium nonalfalfae
Lineage: Eukaryota; Fungi; Ascomycota; Sordariomycetes; Glomerellales; Plectosphaerellaceae
Gene: RPL7
Product: 60S ribosomal protein L7
Exons: 3
Coding region: 1-789 (262 amino acids)
Biological process (GO): maturation of LSU-rRNA from tricistronic rRNA transcript (SSU-rRNA, 5.8S rRNA, LSU-rRNA)
Cellular component (GO): cytosolic large ribosomal subunit
Molecular function (GO): RNA binding; structural constituent of ribosome
Source: RefSeq, a predicted model, not a curated record
AUGUCGCGCACUGCUGCAAUUCUCGCACCGGCGCUCUGCUCCAUACUACGUUCCGUCCCCACCAAGGAGCAGAUCCUGGUCCCUGAGACCCUUCUUAAGAAGCGCAAGUCGCAAGAGAAGGCUCGUGCCGAGCGCAACGCCGCCAACGACCAGAAGAAGACCAACAACAAGGAGAAGCGUGAGGUCAUCUUCAAGCGUGCCGAGAAGUACGUCCAGGAGUACCGCGAGCAAGAGCGCGAGAAGGUCCGCCUUUCUCGCGUCGCCCGCGAGAGCGACUCUGCCUACGUACCUGCCGAGGCCAACCUGAUCUUCCUUAUCCGUAUCAAGGGUAUCAACAAGAUCGCCCCCAAGCCCCGCAAGAUCCUCCAGCUCCUGCGUCUCCUCCAGAUCAACAACGGUGUCUUCAUCCGCGUCACCAAGGCCACCACUGAGAUGAUCAAGGUCAUCGAGCCCUGGGUCGCUUACGGUUACCCCAACCUGAAGUCCAUCAAGGAGCUCAUCUACAAGCGUGGAUACGGCAAGGUCAACAAGCAGCGCAUUGCCCUCACCGACAACUCCAUCAUUGAGGAGAACCUCGGCAAGUACGGCAUCAUCUGCAUGGAGGAUCUCAUCCACGAGAUCUACACCGUCGGCCCCAACUUCAAGCAGGCCGCCAACUUCCUGUGGCCCUUCAAGCUCUCCAACCCCACUGGUGGCUUCCGCCCCCGCAAGUUCAAGCACUUCAUCGAGGGUGGUGACCUUGGCAACCGCGAGGAGAAGAUCAACGCCCUCAUCCGCCAGAUGAACUAA